This is a messenger RNA of Egretta garzetta (little egret), 693 nucleotides long. It is a transcript of the gene TSPAN7, whose product is annotated as tetraspanin 7. Gene Ontology annotation, cellular component: membrane. Lineage: Eukaryota; Metazoa; Chordata; Aves; Pelecaniformes; Ardeidae. The coding region runs from base 1 to 693 and encodes 230 amino acids. The record is from RefSeq and is a predicted model, not a curated record. The transcript has 7 exons.
AUGGCCUCUGCUUGCGCGUCUCAGAUCACAGGCGUUAUCCUUCUCGCAGUCGGCGUCUGGGGCAAGCUCACCCUUGGCACGUACAUCUCUCUCAUCGCUGAGAACUCCACCAAUGCCCCCUAUGUGCUCAUCGGGACGGGUACCACAAUCAUCGUCUUCGGGCUUUUUGGCUGCUUUGCCACUUGUCGUGGCAGCCCAUGGAUGCUGAAACUGUAUGCCAUGUUCUUGUCCCUGGUGUUCCUGGCUGAGCUAGUGGCUGGCAUUUCAGGGUUUGUGUUUCGCCACGAGAUCAAGGAUACUUUCCUUAGGACAUAUACUGAAGCAAUCCAGAAUUACAACAAGAACGAUGAGCGGAGCCAUGCAGUGGAUAACGUACAGGAAAGUCUGAGCUGCUGCGGCAUUCAGAGCUACACCAACUGGAGCACCAGCCCUUACUUCUUCAAACACGGCAUCCCUACAAGCUGUUGCAUGAACUCCAGUGACUGUAAUACUCAGGAUCUGCGCAACAUGACUGUGGCUGCCACUAAAGUAAACCAGAAGGGCUGUUAUGACUUGGUGACCAGUUUUAUGGAGACAAAUAUGGGAAUCAUAGCUGGAGUGGCUUUUGGGAUUGCGUUCUCACAGUUGAUCGGGAUGCUGCUGGCAUGCUGUCUGUCCCGGUUUAUUACUGCUAACCAGUACGAGAUGGUGUAA